UAGUGCGCGCGUGCUGUUGUAGGUUCUUGCCAAGCGUCGUGGGAGCGGAGCUGGCUAAACCGACCUGCGAAACGUUUACGGAGCCUAUUGGACGCGUGAGAUAAGUGCCCGGUAACAAGAUUCCUACUUGGCUCGGUGAUAUUGGAUACCCUGAGAGAUUCAUUGCGGUGUUACGGCCAACUGUGGCUGGUCGCACACCCUUCUCGUACAAGGAUUUGUCUUCGCCUACAAACAAGCGAGAUUGUCGGUGGAGCCCUUGUUGUACGGUGCUUACGUGGUGCGUACACGUACAUUGUUUUCACCGUUGGCGCAACUUUAGACAUCCAUCGCGUGAGAAAGGUUUUGCUUGAAGAUACAGCCGUAGGCAAUCGACAACAGAACAAUUGAAAAAAUAUGGAUCGGUUACAACCAGAAGUCCGGAAUGAUGAACCCGAGUGCUUGGAAGAACUUCGUCAGCUACUUCAAGAGGAUGGGAUACGCGUCCUGCCUGGUGAUGAAGCCCUCCUAAUGUUUCUACGCACCAAAAAAUAUAACGCGAAAAAAGCCGCGAAGGCGGUAAGAAAUUAUUUCCGGGUUCGCAAGGACAUGCCAGAGUAUUUCGACAACCUGACUCCCGCCAGCAUCCCGUACAGCUCUGUGUGUUACGAUCACAAGCUCAUCAUGCACGCCAGGGAGAGGGACCCUCAAGGAAGAGCUGUGGGGGUCCUCAAGUUUGGUGCCUGGAGUACCGACAUCUGCUCCAUGAGCAAGCUUAUGAGGUGUCUGCUACUGUCAGCCGAAUGCGGUCUUCUUGAAGUGGACGCGCAAGUUCAUGGUGUAGUGGCUGUCAUAGACCUCCAAGGCUUCGGCAUAAACCACCUGAGGCAGCUGACGCCGUGGUUCCUCCGAAAAGUCAUGCUCAUUGCUCAGAACUCACUACCAGCAAGAAUUAAAGGAAUCUAUGUGAUCAACACACCAGCCGUGGCUGAAUACGCUGUGUCCCUUGUGCAGUUCUUUCUACCAGCGAAACUAAAGAGCAGGUUGCACUUCUUCCGCGGCGGCUUUUCGGAACUUCGCGGAAUUAUUCCUUCUGAACUGAUACCAAAGGACUUCAGCGGAACGCAAGAAGACUUCGACUUCCACGCACAAGAAGAUUUCCUCCUUGAGAAGACCAGCUACUUUGACAGUAUGCAGCAGUGUGGUUAUUGAUGGAGUUAAAUGUGGGUCAGUCUGAAGAACGUAAAGACCUUUGUAUUAUAUGUAAAUAAUAAAUAUGUUUUUGUUCAACGUUU
Molecule: messenger RNA, 1271 nt
Organism: Dermacentor andersoni
Lineage: Eukaryota; Metazoa; Arthropoda; Arachnida; Ixodida; Ixodidae
Product: alpha-tocopherol transfer protein-like
Cellular component (GO): membrane
Molecular function (GO): phosphatidylinositol bisphosphate binding
Source: RefSeq, a predicted model, not a curated record